CGAAUGCUGAACUGGAAAGUACAAGAGUAAGUAGCUUUUUCUACUAUACACUCCCAAUGUCUGUGUCAAGACGGGUAUCACCUUCUAAAGAACUACACCCGGUGGUAGGCCCCUAUUCAACCUUGAAGAAGACUUAGUAGAUAAAGUUAGACAAAUAUAUGGUUUUAAAUUUGCUUACCAUUUUUACACACUUUACAAAAAUCGUGUUUCAUGUUUCAAAUUUCAUAUUUGUCCUAGAGAAUCGAAAUUUUGCACGUGGCCAUUUCUGCUAGAAAAAAUAUUUCCAGAUGGUGAAAACAUAUUUAAAAAGAAGCUUCAAAGCGUGUUGAAAUCUUUACUAGAAGGCUCGAACGGUAACCAAGGAAAGACCGCUUCAGCUCUUGUUGAAUUCUUUAUAUGAACUUCACUUUUGUGUAUUUAGGGCAAAAUCUUCGAGAGGUUAAUUGACCCACUUCCCGUCAACCUGUCGAGCUGAAACUUUUCGUAUAGACUCGUUGCCUAUGACAACACAUUUUUUUUUAAAAUGUUCAUAAAAUGCGUUACUUGUUAUGUCCAAUUUCCAGCCACCCCCCCCCCUCCCGGCCCCAUUGCGCCAUAUCACAUUUUAUAGUGGAGUUACACGGAAAACUUUUGUUUUCAGGUGUUGUUUAUUAAAACUGUUUCUAUUGGUCAACCCGUCUGAUUUCCCACAAUGCCCCGGCUACAGAUUUUGAAUCGUUUUUGCUAAAAGUUCUAGAAAAUUGCAUGAAAUUAAGUCAAUAAAAUGAUGACAGUUAUAUACGGGUAAGAAGAUGACCAAGUUAAAUGAUUUCAUUAAGAAGAGCGUUAACACAAAAAAGUAUGCUCUCCCCCAUUGACUUGUUUCAAAGACAUUUAUUGGUUUUGACAUUGGUGAAUCACUUCAUGGGUUUACAAGCAUCAUGAGAUUACAUCAGUGAGGGGAUUGUAGAAAUGACUAUUGGCAUUUAAGCCUUAGGUCAUGAUGUGGCAUCAGUGAGGUGAUCGGACUAUUAAGUCAUGAUGGGACAGCAGUGAAGUGAUUGUAGAAAGGACUAUUGGCAUUUAAGCCUUAGGUCAGCGGUUCUCAAUCUAUGAGUAGCAACCCCUUUGGGGGUCGCACGACCCUUUCCCAUGGGUCGCCUAAGACCAUCUGAAAAAACAUAUGCUCUACAGUUAUGAAGUAGCAACGAAAAUAAUUUUGUGGCCGGGGGUUGGGGGGGGGGGGUCGCCACAACAUGCACGACCCUUUCCCAUGGGUCGCCUAAGACCAUCUGAAAAAACAUAUGCUCUACAGUUAUGAAGUAGCAACGAAAAUAAUUUUGUGGCCGGGGGUUGGGGGGGGGGUCGCCACAACAUGAUGAAAUGUAUUAGAUGGUCGCGGCAAUAGGAAGGUUGAGAAUCACUGCCUUAGUGCCUUAUGACAUCAGUGAGGUGAUCGGACUAUUGGCAUUUAAGCCUUAGACCCUGAUACUAUUCAAACUCCUUUCGUGUGGCUUUCUUUCUCUUUCUGGCAUUUGUUAUUUCUAUUUUUGUUGUUGGUCCGAAUGCUUCUACACCUGCUUGAACACCUGCUUGAAUUCUGUUUUGCUUCUAGUGGGCGAUCUUAUGGCUUGUGCAUUUGACUUCAGUGGUGUAGAGUAAAUCGUGUUUGCUGAUAGAUGAUUGAUACAUUUACAAUAAAUAAUAAAUCACAGUAAUACAUGGGUGUUACCUAGUUUGUGUCAUGUAUUUGACUGUAAGCUGUGGAAGACAAAUGUGAUUUUUUUUUGUCAUCAGACGGAGAUGAUCCGUGCAGUGACUGUACAUGUCACUAAUGAGUACAACGAGCGAGAGCUGGACAGGAAAAUGGACCUGUGUCUUGGUCAUUUGGAUAAAAGGUCCCAAGCGGUCAAGGAGCUGCAAGACGAGGUAUUUUUAAAACUAUAUUUUUACUUGACGAUACGAUCACAGCUUUAGUUUAGAGAGUAGCUGAUAUACGUCAUAAUCAGUAUUAAAAGAUCUUAGAGAUUAUUUUAUAUUAAUGCAACUCAGUAACAAGCCGUCAUUGAAAUUCACCAAUUUUUAAUGAUUUCACUAUAGAUUUGUCGGCCAAUUUCCAUUAUUUUUUUUAAAGACAAUGAAUUUAUUAUUAAAAUCAGAGGUAUAUCGAAAGAAACUUCAGUUAGCAAAGCAAAAAAAAAAGUAACAACUUUAAGAAGCACAGAUAUUCAAAUUCAAAUGUGUGCACUUUGUUACCGGUGUAUCUCAAAGUUGAAGUUUUUAGUCAUAAACCCUUUAAUCAUUCUUUCAAUUUUUUUUUUCUGUUCAUCUCUCCAGCUGUCACGAUGUGAGGAGAGACUCGGCGCCGGUCAAGUUUCGGAAAUGUUAGAUUCUGACCACAACAUAGGACAUGCCGCGGAGACGAGAGACAAUUCAGCGCCGAAUCAAACAUCGCGGCAAUCGUCAGACACGAGUUCUCCUCCCCUUUAUAAGGAGACGUACCGGCCUUUCGAGAGGGGUUGGGGCAGCCAGUUGUCUGAGCAGCCUACUACACACAUUGCCAACAGUCAUCAUUUAUCUUAUUCAGCAAAACCCCACCAAUCUAAUUCUUACUCCCCAACAAACACUCAACAAUCACACUCUUACUCCCCAAACAAUCAACAAUCAAACUCUUACUCUCCAAAUCCUCAACAAUCACAUUCUUACUCUCCAAAUCCUCAACGAUCACAUUCUUACUCUCCAAAUCCUCAACAAUCACAUUCUUACUCCCCAAACAAUCAACAAUCAAACUCUUACUCUCCAAACCCUCAACAAUCACAUUCUUACUCGCCAAAUCCUCAACAAUCACAUUCUUACUCCCCAAACAAUCAACAAUUAAACUCUUACUCCCCAAACCCUCAACAAUCAAAUUAUUACUCUCCAAACCCUCAACAAUCAAAUUCUUACUCCCCAAACCCUCAACAAUCAAAUUCUUACUCACCAAAUCCUCAACAAUCAAAUUCUUACUCCCCAAACCCUCAACAAUCAAAUUCUUACUCCCCAAACCCUCAACAAUCAAAUUCUUACUCCCCAAACAAUCAACAAUUAAACUCUUACUCUCCAAACCCUCAACAAUCAAAUUCCAACUCAGCUCAGACAGCUAGGCGUCAAGUAUCAAAAUCGUAUUCCAGACCACCUGAUUCUUACUCUCCAAGCCACGAACAGACAUCCUCGUACUCUCCAAAGUUUCAAAAGACCAAUUAUUCAUCUCAACUUCCUACCAAAGUCCAUUCCAAGAACUCUGCCAGCGACACUCGGACCUCUGUUCAGAAAAAAAGCGUGACAUUUUCCCAAGCUAUAGAGGACAGUGAAUUUACCGAGGACCUCGACAUACUCGGCGACCACGACCAACGAAAAGAGAACUCAGUUAAUAGCAGUAACGCCAUGCUGCGUGGGAGUGUGGGUUUCAAGGACGAUUCGGGCAGUCACAUCUAUGCUAACAUUGGGCCAAUUUUUUCUGAGCGUCUGACUGAUCCCGCCAGUUUGAAUCGGGUAACAUUCUCCAGGGACUCACGUUCAGAGAGAAGGAAUGAUGAGGGUAAAACUUUAGGUGGUUUCAAGCAUCGAUCUAGAUCUGCUGAAAGAUCUACGGUUCAUUCGGUGGACAGGCCACGAGCUGAAAUGAAUCGCAGUGAAAAUGGUGGUUUUAACUUGACCAAUCAUAGGGUUUACAAUAGCCUCGUGGUCAAUCACUACGGACUGGAGUUGUCCGACCAGCGAGAUUUUAGGAGAAAUAACCCUCAAGCUCAAGUCUCAGUGCCAAAUUGUUAUCGCGCCUCGCAGGAGAGCUACGAAAGGACGAGAAAUCUGAAAAGAGCAGACGAAGGUCAGACUUAUUCCGGUGGCAGAUUGGAAACUCCACCGCUACAUUCUAUCCACAAUUCUGAAGGCGCCCAAAACGCCUUUCAACGUUUUCACGCCCCAACAGACGAAAGUCAAAUACCUAGCAGAGACGAACACCUUUUCCAAUUUGAUAAACUAGAUACCCGAAGUAUCACAAACAAGGUCUCACGUUCUGACAAUGGACCAGUUCACGGUGCUGUCCCUGGCAUGCAACUUUCUUCAUGGAGAGAAAUGCGAGACACGAGCGGUCCGGCCCACAACAGUGGUCAUUUGUUUGACCAAGGCAUUAGUGACCCCAGAUUAAACAACGACAGCGGCUCUCCUCGUUUCAGCAUGAAUGAGGUCGCUGGAAGGGGGUUGAGUCGGCGCGGACGAGCAGAAAAUUCUGCUGAGAAUUUGUUGAAUUCAGUGCAAGGAUAUAAACAGCAAACCGACAUGACAAAGGGAAUCGAUUCUACAGGCAGCACUCGUUCAACUGAAGCUCACGUACUCCACCGUCCAACUCUGUCAGAGAGAGGCAGGCUAGAUGUCCCUGGUGGCACACCCUAUAGCAACAAACAAGAGGUUAUCUCGACCAAACAACAGACAGACAUACACAACGGUCAGCAAACAAGCGAAGCGCUCGCCGGCAGACAGAAGAAUGAGCAAACACGAGCCUCCACUGCUGUGACGGACACUCGAGCCCCUCACGAGAUUCACCGGACAAAUACUCACAACAGACCCAGCAGCGUCCCUAAUCACGGCGAACAUGUAGGCGUGCACCAGGACUCUAGUCACGUGCAGUUUGUUCACAACGCUUUGCCUUCAACGGCGAACGGUGUACAUGGCAUCCCAUUAUUUUACGGCAGUGACGGGCCACGCGCCAAAGCUGAAAGUAAAAGUUUUCGUAACUAUGACACGGCACACAGUACAGCACAAAAUGCUUCACACGGCGAAUCGACACAUGAAGGAAUUUUUUCAUUUUCAUCCGGGGGUGAACAGCUUUCCCCCAUCGCAUCUCCGAAUAAAGAUAUCAAUGGCGGGAUCUCAAACGGCGGGAGGGGUGCCUUGUAUCACAUCGUCUCUAACAAAAUGAACAGGAUAAAAAAUGAACAGAAUUCUGCCCGCGAGAAGACAGACAGAAGUGAGAGUAGCAGCAGCGAGCCGCCCACUUGGGUUACCAAUGGGGAGAGCAUGAGCACGAACGUUACGGAGAAGCGAACCACGGGAGGAGCCAAGGUGUCGAAUGGAAUGUCAGCGAUUUCUGGCCCUGUACCAAUCAGAGAUAAGCCCUCAGAAACUUUCACGCAUAAAUCAGAGCCGAGCGCCGUUAAUGGCAGCACAUCAUUCACACACCACAAUCACGUGACCAAAAAUUACGGUAAUCACAACGUGUCGGGUGCCGUCACUCAAGACUGGGAAAGUAUUUCACCAAAGGGAAGCAACCCAUAUUUUUUAGCUAAAACUGGACAUAAGACCCCCGGUCAGAUCUUUGAAGAUCAUUAUCAACAUCCGGCGAAUUCUGAGUAUCAACCACAAACUCCAGUCAACGGUCAUUUAAAAACUGUCCAACACUGUACGCUUCCAGACGCCAAACAAGUGAUGACGGUCAACCUAAAUGACAUACCCAUUAUGUAUAAUAAACAAUCGGGGAAGAGCUCACGUGAUGCUAAAUUCAUUGCUGGCGUGGCACAUCGUCCGCUAAUGACCAAUGGCCAGGGGGUGGUCAGGACGAAGCUGGAGGACACGAACGAUUCUAAUUCAGACACGGGGCUCAGUUCAAUGCAUUCUGACGAGACGGCCAACAUGGAGACCCUGGUGUAAUGUGGUGAAACCUGGUGUGAGAUGAAGACUCUAGUGUAACAUGGAGACUUGAACUUCAUAUGUGUAGUGUAAGUGUAAUGCAAUGGAAAUCAAAAGCAAGAGGCUGGACAUUUAAUAAUCUGAGGAGCUUGUUUGGUAAUCAGAAUAUUAAUAUUAAGAUGCUUCUGGUCUUGUCUAGAAACCAACAUUGAUCUACCUUCAUGACCAGUACCAAAAGUUGAUCUUUGAUUAGAGUUUAGCUGCAGCUAUACCUUAAUAAACCUGAAAAUGUUGAUAUAACUUAUUAUUGUGUGUCCUUCAGCCGUGUUUUUGCUUUAAUGUACCGGUAAAUAAUUCAAUUAUCUAC
Molecule: messenger RNA, 6010 nt
Organism: Lymnaea stagnalis (great pond snail)
Lineage: Eukaryota; Metazoa; Mollusca; Gastropoda; Lymnaeidae
Source: the annotation of a GenBank genome assembly